UUCAUAAAGGCAGCAGCAGCAGCAGGAGGUGCAGUGACAGCAGCAGGAGCAGCAGGAGCAGCAGGAGCAGCAGGAACAGUAACAUCCCAACAACAAGCUGAAGAGUUGCCGCUGAGCAGACACGAACAUGGCGGAGCGUCACUGCUGUUGUGUGUGAGUCAGUUCUGCUGCUUGUUCUUCACUCACACCUGGACCAACGUAGCUGCGCGCGAGGAACGUCAUGAGCCGACACACAACAGGUGAGCAGAGCUCCGGUCAGAGGAGCGGGACCUCCUCACCGCUGCCUCCGGAUCACGUGCUGAACUCUGGAGCUGUGUUACUCCCCGGUGCCUUUGAUCAACAUGGCUGCCCUCUGAUCGUGUUCCCGACAGACACACACGCCAAACUCUCCUCACAAGUCAGCACGGCACAUGUGGUGGACUUCAUCCGUUACUUUCUCUCUCUGCACAAUAAGCAGCAGGAGAAGCAGAGUUUGGCGUCUGUUGUGGCUGAUCUGAGUCUCUCCUCGCUCCCGACCAUCAAGUUCAUCACUGAGACUCUGCUGCUGCUGGAGCUGCCCAUGCGGACCGUACACAGUGUGUACAUCAUUCAGCCCAAAAAGAAGGAUGUUGCCAAGCUGUUGCUAAAACUCCUGUCUCCAGCUUCUUUCAAGAAAGUCUUCUUGAAAGAAAUCCCAGCACUCUCCAACCACAUCGACCGGAGCCAGUUAACACCAUCACUGGGUGGAUACUUUAUUUACUGCCAUCACAGCUGGGUCACAUUCGUUAAGGAGAUUGACGUGUUUGUCCAGGAGUUCGUGUCCGUGGUCCAGCGGCUUCCAACCUGCAUCUCCUCCCUGCAGGCUCUGUCCAGGCUGCCGCUGCCCACCACACUCGCAGAGCUCCAACAUUUCUGCUCCACCAACGAGGCCAAGUUCCAGCAGCUCAGGAGGGAGCUGGGUCUGGAUGAGCUGCUGAGCCACUGUGAGAAUGUGCUGGAGAAGCUGCGUCACCCUGAGCAACAGCCCUGUUACCAGGCCAUGGCUGGCACUGCACUCUUCUUCCACACGGCCUUUGACAUGCUCCACAACCACAGGAGAAUAACGACAGCUGUGGAGAAAGUGGAGCUGCUGUGGCAGCAGGCGUUUUCUCAGGCUCGUCUGCAGCUGCAGCUCAUCCAGCUGCGAGGGGAAGCUCUGCAGAUCACACAGCACAUUGAAACACUUGAGAAGAAGCUCCAGACAUACAACAUGGACAUUGCCAAGGACGCUGCACAGGCAGAGGUCGUGUUGUCCCACUUUGAGACGUCCAUUCACACUCCUGCUAUGGCACAUGUUGGCUGUGCUGAAGACGUGAUCCACACAUUGACCCACAUCCUUCCAUCAGAUCGUCAGAGCAGGGAGCUCUGGGUUCUGGACCUGGAGAGACUGAAGGAGAAAAUGCGCUCUGCUGUGAACUUGACUCUCCAAACCCUCCGAGCCGUUUCCAACUAUCAUCACUACUUCAACAAGGCCAACAGCUGGUACAGUCUGGUCCUCUCUGAGGACUUCCUCCAGGAGCUGCUGUCAGGUGUUUCUGCAGCACAGCGAUACAAGAGGAACUUUGCUUCUGUCCCUGCAUGGAGGCACAGACUGUCCACUUUCCUGAAGAGGAACCCUCCACCAGACAUGGAGGAGCUGCUUCAUCUGGCUCACCUGUCUAAAGUCAUCCCUGAUGAUGAAGUCCAGUGGGCGGGGCAGCGGAUGUCUGAGCGGUGCGUGACCCUGAGGAAGCUGCUGAUGUCUUCAGGGUCAGUGGUUGUGGCUUCCCUCCAGCAGGCCUUACACUGGCAGUAUGAGUUUUUGUGCAGCAGCAGCCAUGUCCACCGCUCCCCUGCUGACAGAGCAGCUAAGGAUGUCCAAAACAGCCGAUCUGAAUGUGGACAUGUCAUUGGACAGUCGUCUUCAUCUACAGUUAUCGGGACUGUGCCCACUAAGCACAAACCUUCCUCCCUUACCUCAUUCGACUCGGGCCUCGUUGGAGCAGCAAAAGGCCAAGUGGAGGUGUGGGGAGGUCCAGGACUGAAGGCUCCAUCAGUAUUAGCUGGGAACAUGGACUCUGCGAGACCUGCCAAGAGCAUGUCGGGUGUUUCAGAUCAUGAGGAUUACACCAGUAUCCAGAUCACCCCCAAAGAUUCCCCCCACUUUGAGAUUCAAGUGAAGCGCUCUGCUGCACUGCCGACUAACCCCUGGCUCAGUUUACCGGUCGAUGAUCUGGAAAAGUCUUACACCGUCACCAUCACAGAGAAGACAGAGCUCCACAGUGGUUCAGAUCCACACUGCAGCAGUCCUCACAGAGCAGUGUUCAGCAGCUCACAGCCUGAACACUGCUCACUCGACUCACAAAGCACUUUGGAGGAGUCUCAGUUCAGUCCCAUCCACAAUGUUCUCUCCAGCACCAUCACAGAUGGAAGCUCCACUGACGGGAUUCCCACUCUCCUCUGGGAUUCAUACGACCUCCAUGAGCAGAAUCAUUAUGCAGGGAUGAGUUUGGUGGAUUUCUCAGAGGAGGACUGGGAUGAGAAGGAGCACGAGGGUUUGAGGGAGGUGGAGAAGAUCCUGGACCGGGCAGAUCAGAUACUAGAGGAAGAAGAAAGUGUGGCGGCUCAGGAGGUCGAACUGGAGGCUCUGCUCAGGUCUGAGAACACACAAGGUCACUGGCCGCAGCUGCUCACUGCGAUGUCGUCCACUGAGCUGACUGAAGCUGGUGUUCUUGGUCUUGAUGACAGCGUGGAACCGGCAGAAGUUUUUGGAUCAGCUGGAGAUGUAAGUGGAACUCAGGCCUCUGAAGAUGACGGACACUUUGACAGCAGGCCGGACCUGCUGACCGAGCUGAGGACAGUGCACGUUCUGGAGAACCUGAAGAUCCACGAGCUCAGGUGCUGUAAAGAAACCCCCAACAAUGAAGUGCUCAACAGCAAACCUGCAAAUGGGUCAUCAGGUGGGAGCAGAGACGGGGAGGCUUUCCCCUUACAAGUGGAGAAGGAGAAAAGGGAGGUGGAGCAGCUUGAGAGGAGUCUGCCGGGAGAUAGACCUCUGAAGGUUGUCAAAUGUUCUGUCAUGAAGACUGGAGGGGAAUUUAAUGAAGACCUGUCAUUGUAUGAUGAGCUCUCAUCACAGAGAACACCCUCUGUCUCUGUAUCACAACACAACAGUGAGCCUGCGUCUUCUGACUCUGCUCCAUGUGGUUGUGAUGGCACUGACGUGAAGCUCCCAGCUCAAGAGUCGGGAAAACAACUCGGGGAAAGCUCCUCGAAGAGAGAAUGGGGAGAAUCUGCGCGUGAAGCAGCAGUUUCCCCUGACAUGAGGCGAGAUGACGGAGCGUUUGACCCCGGUGGAGAGUCCCUCCUCCCUCCUGAUCCAAAGGUGCUGGAUCCAGGUCCGUCUGCAGUGGCUCGACGUCCUGAUUUCAUGCAACCUGAUCUACAGGAGGAACCAUUUCAAUCACAACUGGACUCAUGUCACGACAGUCACAUGUUUCUCCAUCCAAAGGUGACGGCACACAGCAACAACAACAACAACAACAACAAGCAUUCAGAAGAAUCUGAAAUUACUGCUGAAGAUGAAGGUGAUGCAUCUGAAGUGUCAACGUGUUUACAUGAAGCAGAGGAAAUCCACACUUUCUCUGUAGAGACGUCACAGCAGGCGGCAUCAUCAUCGUCAUCAUCAUCAGCAGCAGCAUCAUCAGCAGCAGCACGGCUGCCUCCUCACCGGCUGAAUGAAGACGGUCCUGAUGGUUUUUGGAGGAUAUCCCGAUGUGGGUCACCUGGUUACCUUCAUACGAGAAAGAUAUCAGACUGUAAGACGCCCAUAGUACUGGACACAGGGUCUGGUAUGAUGAAAGCAGGAUUUGCAGAUCAAGAACAACCAAAUGUUCUGUUCCCAACAGUAAUCGGGACACCCAAGUAUGAGGAAGUCAUGAACGGUCACUUUGAAAGGGAAUCUUACAUUGGACACGAGGCUCAGCACAUGAGAGGAGUUCUGGCUCUGAAGCAUCCCAUAAAGAACGGAAUCAUCCGCGACUGGGAUGACAUGGAAAAGAUUUGGGAUCACAGCUUCCAGCUGCUGUGUGUGGAUCCUCAGGAUCACCCUGUGCUGCUGACCGAGGCCGCCAUGAACCCUGUGGAGAACCGGCAGCGUAUGGUGGAGAUCAUGUUUGAGUUCUUCACUGUUCCCUUCACAUACGUGGCCAUGCAGGCUGUGCUGGCUCUUCAUGCAUCAGGCAGAUCCACUGGUGUGGUGUUUGACUCUGGAGAUGGUGUGAGUCACAGCGUGCCUGUGUUUGAUGGAUACUGUUUACCUCAUGCAGUGCAGCGCCUCCCUGUGGCUGGUGUGGAUGUGACCAUGGAGCUGAGAAAGCUUCUGCAGGAGCAGGGUCUGAGCAUGUGCACCACAGCAGAGCUGGAGAUAGUGAGGGAGAUGAAGGAGAAGUGCUGCUGUGUGGCACUGGACUAUGAAGCAGCACUCACUCAGGACAGCGCCUCCUGCAGGGAGAUGCCUUACACUCUGCCAGACGGACGCAUCGUCACCCUCUGCACAGAGCGCUUCAGGGCUCCUGAGAUUCUGUUUAAACCACAGAUGAUUGGACACGAUCAUUAUGGGAUACACGAGAGCAUCUUCAAGUCCAUCCUCAGUUCAGACAUCGACUUACGGCGCUGCCUCCUGGGAAACAUCAUACUGUCAGGGGGCAACACUCUGUUGCUGGGCCUGCCUGAGCGGCUGCAGGCAGAGCUUGGAGACCUGACACCUGCUGACACUGGGCACAGUGUUCAUGUCAGCAGCCCUAAAGACAGAGACUUCUCAGUGUGGUGUGGGGGGGCAGUGCUGGCCAACCUGCCCACCUUCAGCUCUGCAUGGAUCAGCCAGGAAGAAUAUGAGGAGUUUGGCCCACAGAUUGUCUUCAGGAAAUGCUUCUGAGAUCUGUCUCCAUCUGCAGCUCAACCAUAUUAUCUCAUGUAAAUGUCUGUCUUACUGUUGUCGUCGUCAUCAUUGUGCACUCUCUCUCCUCUCUCUCUCCUCUCUCUCCUCUCUC
Solea solea (common sole) is the source of this 5048-nucleotide messenger RNA. RefSeq lists its product as uncharacterized. NCBI's taxonomy places the organism in Eukaryota, Metazoa, Chordata, Actinopteri, Pleuronectiformes, Soleidae. The transcript has 23 exons. Bases 221 to 4933 code for a protein of 1570 amino acids. The record is from RefSeq and is a predicted model, not a curated record.